UUUCACACCAUAGUGAUAGCUUCGAUUUGACUACUCUGAUGCGACUGGCUCCAGCUCGUCAACUCCCCAUUGACGUCAAGCGGACCUAGAUUCUUCCGCGCGACAACCUCACGACUGACGAUUCUACAACCGACUCUCUCAACUCGAUCAAAAAGAAACAACGAAAUGUCCAUCCACCCGACCCCCACAAUUCUAAUCCCCCACCUCCCCCCGAAGACCUUCGUCGGCAUCGACCUCGUCACCUUUACCUCUACCGCAAACUUCCACGGUAUCCGCGAUCUUCCACCAGGCUGGCAUUUCUUAUACUCGGGCACAACAGAGGCAUUAUCGCUGCGCAGUGGGGGGUGGUUUUACGUUCAGGACAAUGAGGACAAUACUCGCAGGACAGUUGCGACAAGGACAGCGACAGGGACGGGGUCAGGGCCGGAGAUAUUCAUCUGGAAAUGGGACGUGGACACAGAAACGCUCGUCCCGUUGAAGGGGGAUAGCAAUGCAGAAAGACAAGAGGCGAUGCGCUUCAAGGCGAAUCUGGGCAUGAUCUGGCAGGCGGGAAAGCUGUUUCGGUAUCGCAGUCGGGUGACUGCGCAGGGUGUGCAGAAGAAUCAGGUGGUUGACGAGGAGGAUGAGGAAAUUGAAGAAGAGGGGAGGAGGGAUUGGAGUGGUUUGACGGAUAGGCUGUCACAAGAUGUUCUAUUGAGAAUCGUCGGGGAUCCAGAGGUUGAUGCUGAUGGGCGGCCGAGGUGGAUGAUUACGUCUGCUAGUACGGCGAGGAGAGAUACGGAUGAUAUUCCAGGGCUGGCCAGUGCUGAGCCAGAUGGAGCGGGUGUGGACGGGAUGGGGAGACAAGAAGUUGAAUUCUCGUUCCUCCCAAUCGAGCUGCGAAAGACAUGGCGAGAGGGCGCAAUCGGACGAGAACGAACAGAAGCAGCACAAGACAAAUCUUGGGCGCUGGGCGAUCUAGUCAAACAAUACACCCCCACCGACUCAACAAACCACAGCGAAGGCGAGACCCAAAUUCUCGGCGAACUCCAAUUCACCUUCCUCACGGCCCUAACCCUCCUCAACUUCUCCUGCCUACAACAAUGGAAACGCCUCCUCGAACUAAUCCUAACCUGCCGCGCCGCCAUCGCAGAACGAGAAUCAUUCAUGCGCGACGUCCUCCGCCUACUCCUCCUCCAACUGCAACGCUGCGACGAUCUAGAAGGUGGGUUCUUCGCCAUCGACGCAGAUGAAGGCGGCGAGUUCUUGCGCGGCUGGUUAGUCAGAUUCGUCAGGUCGUUCGAGGAAGUUAGUCAUGUCGGCGCUGGGUCUAUUGUCAAAGACGAGUUGGAUAAACUGGAGGCUUGGGUGAGGAAUGAAUAUGAGUGGGAUUUGCACCCUGAGGGUGUUCUUAGACGUGGGUUGUUGCAAUUGGAGGAUGGGGAGGAGGUGGAGAUGGAGAUGGCUGAUGAUGAGGAUGAGGAGACGGGGGAGUAUGCGCCCACGGUUGUUGAGUUGGGGAGUGGUUUUUAGCCUAUAUGUUCUAUUACAUGUACUAUAUCCCAUUGUCCAUGAUUGAAAUGGCUGAAAACGAAAGGCCGUGGUUAUACUGUUGCGCAGUUCCGUCUGCAAAGACAUACAGUCCUGUUAAUGUGGGGCCUGGGUUUUGCAGCUUAAUGGCCACAGCCGGAUAUUGGGCAUGCGUAUCAAUCGGUGAGUGAGAUGUUUGAGAUGAUUCCGCUUUUAAGGAGACUGUUUGUGGCG
Aspergillus ruber CBS 135680 is the source of this 1743-nucleotide messenger RNA. Its product is annotated as AAR2 splicing factor family protein. Bases 166 to 1512 code for a protein of 448 amino acids. The transcript has a single exon. NCBI's taxonomy places the organism in Eukaryota, Fungi, Ascomycota, Eurotiomycetes, Eurotiales, Aspergillaceae. Gene Ontology annotation, biological process: spliceosomal tri-snRNP complex assembly. The record is from RefSeq and is a predicted model, not a curated record.